CGUUUGUGUUUUUACCGAAGAAGAAAAAAAAGAAAAGAAAAAAACAAAUCUUGACGAGACACAGUCUGUAAUAAACGAAUAAUAAUAAUCUGUCACAUUUCUAAACGCGACGCAGUGAUGCUACAGCGGGAAAUUUGUCAAGAUGACCUGGUGAAGCUCGAUCAGAUUAAAAACACAUGAUCAGAUGAUCGACCGCAGCGCGCGAUGGAGCGCACGGAUCACCUGACGAGCAGAGAUUAUAGAGUCAUCAGAAAGAUCGGAGAGGGAACUUUCUCUGAGGUCAUGAAGGUUCAGAGUCUGAAGGACGGGAAAUAUUACGCCUGUAAAACCAUGAAACAGCCCAUAGACAGUGUGGAUCAGGCUCACAGUCUGAGAGAAGUUCAAGCCAUGAAGAGACUCGGUCCACAUCUCAACAUCCUUCAGCUCCAUGAACUCGUUUACGAUCAAGACUCUGGAACUCUGUCAUUGAUAUGUGAGCUCAUGGAAAUGAACAUGUAUGAAUUUAUUAAAGGGCGGCAGUACCCUUUGGCCGAGAGGAAAGUCAAACAUUACAUGUAUCAGUUGUGCGGAUCUCUGGAUCACAUGCACAGCCAUGGAAUAUUUCACAGAGAUGUGAAGCCAGAGAACAUCUUGAUCAAAAAUGAUGUGCUGAAGCUGGCAGACUUUGGCUCGUGCAGAAGCAUCUACUCCAAACCUCCUCACACAGAAUACAUCUCCACCCGCUGGUACAGAGCACCUGAAUGUUUGUUGACAGAUGGACAUUACUCUGAGAAGAUGGACAUGUGGAGUGCCGGAUGCGUCUUCUUUGAAAUCCUCAGCUUGAGUCCUCUGUUCCCUGGACAUAAUGAGCUGGAUCAGGUGAACAAAAUCCACGAUGUUCUGGGCACACCAGACAGCACACUACUGAAGAAGUUCAAACAGUCGCGUGCGAUGCGCUUCGAUUUUCCACCUCGCAAAGGCUGUGGAAUCGCUCAGCUCAUUCCUCACUGUUCUCCAGCCAGUCAGUCUGUGCUGCACCUGAUGUUGACCUAUGACCCGGAGGAACGCAUCAGCGCCCGCACAGCACUGCAGCACCCCUGCUUCAGAGAACUGCGAGCGACAGAGAGAAAAGCAGCACGGCUGCGGAAGGUCAUCGGAGCCGCGGAGGGAGAGUCCAGCGGGACGCCGGCAUCUGUCGAUCAGCUGUGGCGAAUGGCACGGCAGGGCAGAAGACAGCACUUCAGGCAGCCCGGCGACCCUUUAAAUAGACGAAACGCCUCCUACUUUCCGUUGGAGCUCCCGAAACUCAACGUUGUGGUGCCGACUGCAAAAAUCCCCUAUCCGGUGUCCACCUUCCCCGCUCUGACCAUUUCACACCGCGGCUCUCUGCCCGCCAUCGCCAAAAAGUGCCACUCGCGUCUGACCAAACCCAAGGAAGAGACACAGCGUAUCAAGAGCUACUACAUGCCACCGCUAGAACGCAAUCCAGACGGCUACUAGACUCUGAUUGCAAGAAACAGCCUUUUGCCUUCUACAGCACGCAC
Molecule: messenger RNA, 1523 nt
Organism: Triplophysa rosa
Lineage: Eukaryota; Metazoa; Chordata; Actinopteri; Cypriniformes; Nemacheilidae
Product: MAPK/MAK/MRK overlapping kinase-like
Exons: 12
Coding region: 205-1479 (424 amino acids)
Biological process (GO): intracellular signal transduction; protein phosphorylation
Cellular component (GO): nucleus; cytoplasm
Molecular function (GO): protein serine/threonine kinase activity; ATP binding
Source: RefSeq, a predicted model, not a curated record